CAAGCGUCCAUCGCCAUGCCUCGGAAAAUUGAGGAAAUCAAGGACUUUCUGCUCAUAGCCCAGCAGAAGGAUGCCAAAUCUGUCGAGAUCAAGAAAAACAAGGAUAAUGUGAAGUUCAAGGUUCGCUGCAGCAGGUACCUUUACACCCUGGUCAUCACAGACAAGGAGAAGGCUGAGAAGCUGAAACAGUCCCUGCCCCCUGGAUGGCAGUGA
This is a messenger RNA of Onychomys torridus (southern grasshopper mouse), 213 nucleotides long. Its product is annotated as 60S ribosomal protein L38-like. The coding region runs from base 16 to 213 and encodes 65 amino acids. Gene Ontology annotation, molecular function: structural constituent of ribosome. The record is from RefSeq and is a predicted model, not a curated record. Gene Ontology annotation, cellular component: cytosolic large ribosomal subunit; ribosome. The transcript has a single exon. Gene Ontology annotation, biological process: translation; protein-RNA complex assembly. Lineage: Eukaryota; Metazoa; Chordata; Mammalia; Rodentia; Cricetidae.